UCGAUUAUUUUCGACUACAUAAAAAGUAGGAAACUGUCCUCUCAUAUUAUCGAUAAAAAAGGUUGAAUUAUAUUCUGUGGUUUCAAAAUGUAGUGCUAUUACGAUUAUUAACCUUUUAUAGUUAGUCUGUGGCGGACUCUAUUCAAUUAUUUUAUCUAUGGACAGAAGUAAUCAGCAAAAGAAUACACUUGAUCGAAAGUCAAAUGUCAUUCAAUUUAUUGAACGUAUCAUUCGUUUGGAAAUAUUGUUGAUAUAUAAUUUAUCAAGGAAGGGUAUAAGUCACGGUUACGGGUUGCCUAUACAUGAAUUUGCAUCGGUUAUACCGAUUAAAGCGCCAUCUCUACAUUUACGUAUAAAAUGUAGUUUACUGGAUAAUACAUAUCGACAUAACCUUACUUUUCUACAUUUCCUGGAUCUCUAUUUAACUUCUACAAUCUGGCAACAGUAGGAGCAUUGUUAUUUGAUUCAAUGAGUUAUAUUUUAUUUAAUUCAGGUCGAUUUUCUAAUUUGACCGUACUAAAUAAAUAUCGUAGUAACGUUACUUUGUGUAAUCUAAUAUUCAAUAAUAACACAAUUGAAUUCUUGCACGAAUAAUUAGAUUGUCAGUAUUCGUCGAGGGAGCGUAAUAACACACACAUAUAUAUAUACACGGGGUGAAUUUUCGAAAUAUGGAUUCGCAGAGUCCAAAUUUUCGGUUUACGGAAACGCAAAAUUCCGUUUUGCCGGUUUCGGCUUUUACCACUUACAGCUUGUUGAGGAACUGCAAUUAUUUAUUAUCGGCACAAUCUCAAGAACCUCAUUUUAAAUCAUUCUUAAACCCAGAUUUGUCGAUACGAUGUCCGUCUACAGAAAAUACAAACAAAUCCUUUUUAACACCAUCUUCGAUACUGAGAUACCAACCGUCAUUCCAUUUUUUACCAGAACAAAUACGUUCUCGAACACCUCCUGAUAUAACUCAAUAUUCACCUUUAUACGAUUCAUCUAAUAACAGAAGACAACGAGGUGAAAAGAAAGCUAUACCGGACGAACAAAAAGAUGACAAAUAUUAUGAGAGGAGGAGACGUAAUAAUCAAGCGGCUAAAAAGUCGAGAGAUGCCAGAAAAAUGAGAGAAGAUCAGAUCGCUCUGAGGGCCACAAUAUUGGAACACGAAAACGCCAUAUUAAGAGCUCAAGUUUUAACUCUUAGAGAAGAAUCUUCAUCAUUGAGACAGAUGCUGUUACAGAAAAAAGCCAUAGAAAUUGGGUCGAGGGAUCCACAACUCUGCAUUUCUUGAAGAUAAAUUUUAAAAUUGUGAUAUUUUUGUUUAAUUUAGGU
Diorhabda sublineata is the source of this 1315-nucleotide messenger RNA. RefSeq names its product transcription factor ces-2. Gene Ontology annotation, molecular function: RNA polymerase II cis-regulatory region sequence-specific DNA binding; DNA-binding transcription factor activity, RNA polymerase II-specific. The coding region runs from base 669 to 1274 and encodes 201 amino acids. The transcript has 4 exons. The record is from RefSeq and is a predicted model, not a curated record. Gene Ontology annotation, biological process: regulation of transcription by RNA polymerase II. Lineage: Eukaryota; Metazoa; Arthropoda; Insecta; Coleoptera; Chrysomelidae. Gene Ontology annotation, cellular component: nucleus.